Messenger RNA from Zea mays, 1912 nucleotides. RefSeq names its product sucrose transporter BoSUT1. Gene Ontology annotation, biological process: transmembrane transport. NCBI's taxonomy places the organism in Eukaryota, Viridiplantae, Streptophyta, Magnoliopsida, Poales, Poaceae. Gene Ontology annotation, cellular component: membrane. The record is from RefSeq and is marked provisional. The coding region runs from base 54 to 1646 and encodes 530 amino acids. The transcript has 10 exons. Gene Ontology annotation, molecular function: sucrose:proton symporter activity.
GUUUUUGUUCCUGCUCCUCGGCCCUCGCACCGCGCGCCGCCGACGCCGCAUCCAUGAACGGUGACGGCAGCAAGGAGGACGCCAACAGGCGCCUCGAGUGGGCCACCUUGAACAUGGAGCGCGCCGUCGUCGUGAGCGAGACGACGAAGGGCGACGGCAAUGGCAAUGCAGGCCGGAAGGCGCCGAUAAGCAUCGUCCGGCUCUUCUUGGCCUGCAUGGUCUCCGGCGGCAUCCAGUACGGCUGGGCGCUGCAGCUCUCCCUCCUCUCGCCCUACUCUCAGACUCUUGGGAUCUCGCACAGCUACGUGUCUCUGACAUGGAUCUGCGGGCCUAUCGCCGGAUUUGUGGUGCAACCCAUCGUGGGCUACUACAGCGACCGGUGCACCUCGAAGAUGGGCCGGAGGAGGCCCUUCAUCCUCGCGGGAUGCAUCAUCAUCUGCCUCUCUGUGUUGGUGAUCGGGUUCUCGGCGGACAUCGGGCGGCGCCUCGGCGACACCAAGGAGCACUGCAGUACGUUCACCGGCUCCCGCUGGUCCGCCGCCGCCGUCUACAUUGUCGGAUUCUGGUUCCUCGACUUCGCCAACAACACGGUCCAGGGACCGGCUCGCGCGAUGAUGGCCGACCUGGCCGCUGGACAGCACGGCCCCAACGUUGGCCAGGCGAUCUUCUCCCUGUGGAUGGCCCUCGGCAGCGUGCUUGGAUACUUGUCCGGCGCCAACGCGAAAUGGCACGACUGGCUCCCUUGGCUGAAAACCGCGGCGUGCUGCGAUGCCUGCGCCAACCUCAAGGGCGCCUUCUUGACUGCGGUGGUCCUCAUUAUAAUCAGCAUGUCUGUCACCUUGUGGCUCGCCGGCGAGGAGCGGCUCGACAAGGAAAGCGUCGACACCUCCGGCGGCGCGUGCUCUGCGUUCAUGGAUCUCUUCAAGAGCCUCAAGAACCUCCCCCCUGCCAUGUUCAGCGUGCUCGCCGUCACGGCCGUCACAUGGCUCUCGUGGUUCCCCUUCUUCCAGUACAACACCGACUGGAUGGGCCGGGAGAUCUUCCACGGCGAGCCGCAGGGCUCGGGCAGCAAGGCGGACCUGUACGAAGCCGGCGUCCGCGAGGGCGCCAUCGGCCUCCUCUUCUGCUCCGUCGCGCUCGGCGUCACCUCCUUCUUCAUCCCCAGGCUGUGCCGGAAGCUCACGUCUCGGGUCGUCUGGUCCGUCAGCAGCCUGAUGGUGUUCGUCCUCAUGACGGCCAUGGUCGUCCUCGGCAUGGUCUCCAUGAAGGGCUACAGGCCCUCGCUCGCCGCCUCCCUCUCUGGCCCCGACCACUCGUUCAAGGGCGGCGCCCUCGCCAUCUUCGCGCUCAUCGGCAUCCCUCAGGCCGUGCUCUACAGCGUGCCUUGGGCCGUGGCGUCUGAGGUUGCCACCGAGGACGGCGGUGGUCAAGGUCUCACCAUUGGCGUCCUCAACAUUGCAAUCGUCCUUCCACAGCUGGUGAUCGCGCUGGGCGCAGGCCCCAUCGACGGCGCCUUCAACAAAGGAAACACCCCGGCCUUCGGCAUCGGCGCCGCCUUCGCCCUUAUCUGCGCGGUCCUGGCGCUCAUCCUCCUCCCAAAGACGAGAGGCGUCUCCAACGCCACCGUCAUGGCCGGCGGGCACUGAUCCAUCUAUCUCCAGGCAGGCUUGUCGCAGCGGCUGACCGGCUGAGAGUAGAUCAGAAAUUCAGAAUCUGCUUCUUGGUUUCAGCCCCACCCGAUUAAGGAGGUGUUUGGAUCAUCCGGAGUCCAGGUUUUAGAUGCCAAUUAAGACUAUAAUUAUAAAGCUAAUUGAUAAGCCAUGGUUAAUUCACGAGAUGAUUUUAUUAAGUCUAAUUAGUUCAUAAUUAGCACAUUUUAGUAUCGCAAAAUAUGAGCAAAUCAUGUAUUAAU